Pterocles gutturalis (yellow-throated sandgrouse) is the source of this 1119-nucleotide messenger RNA. RefSeq names its product SHC SH2-domain binding protein 1-like (gene SHCBP1L). The record is from RefSeq and is a predicted model, not a curated record. Gene Ontology annotation, biological process: spermatogenesis; male meiosis cytokinesis. Gene Ontology annotation, cellular component: meiotic spindle. Lineage: Eukaryota; Metazoa; Chordata; Aves; Pterocliformes; Pteroclidae.
AUGGGCAAAUACCUUUUGGAAAAACUGAAGAUGAAAGAAAACUACUGGCUUGGGAUCUGCAAGACUAAACCAGAGCGUUCCAUCACCAAUUCAGAAGAUUUAAUUACACCUUCUGUUGGAAUACUUGUUGAGGUAACUUCUCUGGCUAUCUUAUUGUUCAUUGUGUUAGCUCAAAGCCUCGUAUCUUUUGCUGAACCAUUUUCUUCUCAUUCUGAAAAUGUACCAAGAGAACUGGCUGAUAAUAUUCUGGAGAAACUGGAGCUUUGUGUAGUGUUUCUGGAAGACCAGUUUGGAGAGGGGCAGGAAACUUUUGUUUAUUUUGUAUGCUACCGAUUAUAUUCUGCAGAAAAACGGAUAUCUGCAUUCUUCAUUGACUUCAUUUGGAGGGGAGAUGAUGAAAGUUGUGAGAAAUAGUCAGCUCUGGUUGAGGAACUGUUUAAGCAUAAAAUCUUGCAUUUGGAAUUGAUUCAUUAUCAAAGUAGCAUUAAAGAAGAACUGACAGCUGGAGAAGCUGAUGAAUGCUGGAAAACGUAUGUGCUAUGUGAACUGUUGAAGAAAUGGGACACCUAUGUCUCCACUUUUAUAUCCAUGGUCUUGGCUGUCCUGAGAGUUUUGAGCUCUGAUCAGCACCUGGUGAAAGAUUUGGACACUCCAUUUCAGCAACACGAUAAUUUGAACGUGGCUUUAGAAAGCUGGUACAACAGAGACUACGCCGUUAUUUUCCCAGGACAGUAUGAGUUUGGAGCCAGAAAACCAGAAGAACCCGUGAUUGUAUCCGAACCCCCUCAUGAGAGCUUUGUGGUAUCAAAACCCCAAGAUACAAACCUCACGCACCUUAGGUCAGCACAGCAGAGAACAGUCAACGGUGUCGUAGCUGCCGAAUCUGGUGUCUGCGUUUACAGGGGCUUCUCUGACCAUCACAGUGAGACUACUGGCGCUCAGCAAUAUGAAAUUAGAUUUAAUCUUUUUGUUAAUGAAAAGGACACUGGUGUUGAGCGGUACCCAAGAAGCAUAGCCAUCUUAGAGAGUAACAAAAUUCAUCAUGGCAGUAGUACCAGAACCACGGAGACCUCACGUCACAGCCAGGGUGACAUUAAUGUUCAGAACGUACCGCAUUAG